This is a messenger RNA of Paramisgurnus dabryanus, 2791 nucleotides long. It is a transcript of the gene creld1b, whose product is annotated as cysteine-rich with EGF-like domains 1b. Gene Ontology annotation, molecular function: calcium ion binding. The record is from RefSeq and is a predicted model, not a curated record. NCBI's taxonomy places the organism in Eukaryota, Metazoa, Chordata, Actinopteri, Cypriniformes, Cobitidae.
AUGGGCGGGGCUUACGCGAUGAACGGCAGGACACAAUCAGAAUGAACUAGAAGACUGAACGUACCGACGGACUCUGGUGGGAGAUUCUGCUUUAAAUGCAGCGGAAAAAAAUGGUCCUGUAAAGACUUCACGAAUAGGAAGAAGUGUUUUUGUCAAGAGAGACCGGAAGCUGUAACUGUCGCACUAUUUUUAAGACGUUAUGUGGUGGUCUUGGCCUCUCGUAUCUGUUGUGGUACUAUGCUCUCUCUUGUCAGUGGGUACUGUGCGGACCGCACCCUGCCAGACUUGUCAAAAACUUACGACCAGCUUCAUCAAGGGCUUGAAGCGAACAGCCAAUAAGAAUUUUGGGGGAGGAAAUACUGCUUGGGAAGAAGAGAAAUUAGCAAAAUAUGCACGCAGUGAAACUCGUCUGUUAGAGAUCAUAGAGACUGCAUGUGACAAGUCAGACUUCGAAUGCAACAGACUGCUGGAGCAGAUCGAGGAUCAGGUGGAGACCUGGUGGUUUCACAGGCAACAGGAAGCACCAGACCUGUUUGAAUGGCUGUGCAUUGAAGAGCUCAGACUGUGCUGCCCACCGGGACGCUAUGGACCUGAAUGUGCAGAGUGUCCGUCAGGUCCUGGAGGUGUGUGUGGUGGUCUUGGCCGCUGUGAAGGUGAGGGCACACGUCUGGGCGAUGGAGAAUGUGUCUGUGAUCCUGGAUACUCAGGCCCCCUGUGUCGGAACUGUGCUGAUGGAUACUACAGAGAAAAGAGCUCUAAUCAGACACAACCACCCUGCUCGGCUUGUUAUCACUCCUGCAAAAAGUGCACUGGUCCGCAAGAUAACCAAUGUCAAGACUGUAAACCUGGAUGGAUCCUUCACAACAACAAGUGUGUUGAUGUGGAUGAAUGUGGGACUGAAUUGGCUCGCUGUCCAUCUAACACCUACUGCUUUAACACUGAUGGUUCUUAUGAAUGCAGAGGUUGUGAUCAAGCAUGCGUGGGCUGUAUGGGGAGUGGACCUGCUCGCUGUAAGAAAUGCUCUCGAGGGUUCAGGCUCAUUGGCGCUAAGUGUCUUGACAUUGACGAGUGCUCUGAGAAAGCAAUAGCUUGUCCUGGACUCAAUGAAGCUUGUAUUAAUGAGGAGGGCUCGUUCCGCUGCGAGUGUGCCGAGGGAUUUAUUCGACGAGACAGCAUUUGUGUGGAGAAUCUACCACCUACGGAUCCAGAAAAGGGUCUGUUUGAUGACAUCACUGACGACGAGGUCCUCGUCUUGCAGCAGAUGUUUUUUGGUGUUGUGAUCUGUGCCCUUGCUACUCUAGCAGCUAAAGGGGACAUGGUCUUUACAGCCAUCUUUAUAGGAGGCGUGGCAGCGAUGGCAGGAUACUGGCUUUCCGAGAAAGGUGAUCGUGUGCUGGACGGCAUUCUUAAAGGACGCUAAUGAAUUAGACACUCAUAACCUGUAAUGUGGGUGACGCCACCAAAGUGCAAAGUUAUUGGGCAAUUCAGACUGGAAGGAAGGCAGUGAACUCUGCUUGUCAGCUGCGGCUAUAGCAAUGCAUGUCAAUCAGGGAUGCUUAGGACUGGGAUGAGUGGCAAUAACAAAGCUACUGUUUAAAGCUCUGAAUUAGUGGAUUAUGAAGUUUGUACAAGCUUAUCUAUAACACUGUGUUUCAACAGUUUCAUUGCUGCUGUAUUUAUUGAAGGCUUUUGGUUAUACUGCAUUGAGAGGCAACAGAUUCAGAUAGAACUUCUGUAUAUACUGGCAUGGACCUUAGAAAGUAACAUUAGGUAAUGUCAUUUAUUUAUUACUUUUACAUAUACUGUAUUUAUUUCUAUAUGGUGCCCUAAUAUAUACAACUUUUCCAAAAACAUUUCAAUAUAGUUUACAGGCAGAGACAUGAGCUUGUUGCUGUGCUUACGUGGUGUUUGAGAUUAAACUUGAAACGCUCCAGUAGGAUGGCAGGUAGUUACCUUGAGAUGUACAGACCUCUUCUUGUACACACAAACAUUCUCUGGAUGAGUUAUGUAUGAAUUAUUUCCCUGUCAAAGAUGAUGUCCAGUGUGUUUUAGAUUAAAACAGUGGGUGUAUGUAAUUUUGUUUAAAAGCCAUGGCAAAUUAUUUGUGUAAUUUUAAUGGGGUGCCAACACAUUUUCACCAAUGAAUUUUCAUAACACAGUAACAGACCAGUUUGUUAUUCAUAUAAACUCCACUACACAACCACUAUAGUUUGCUAGUUGUACUCUACAUGAGCAAUAUUUACCUGAAAUUUUGUAAGCAGAACAUAAAGAAAAUUUGGAUUUAGUUUGUAUAAUAAACCUCUUAUUUCUGUGACUUGUUCUUUUAAGGCUUGGGAAACAAUUUUGCAACUCCCUAAUAUUUCCAGGUUAUUCCAUGACACUGGAAAUGCGGUUUAUAAAUAUGCAAUUGGAAAAAUAAGAUUGUGUGAUCGUUAAUUGCUUUUACAUGUUGUUUAGCUGAAUGUAGUGUUAAUUUUAGCAAAUAAGUGUGGCCUUCUGAUCAUUUGUUUUAAAAUUUAAGUUCACAACAGCGAGAGUUACAUUUUGCUAUUUGAAAACACUGUAAAAGGCAUGUAUGCAUUAUAAUUUGUAUGCAUUCAUUGCUUUUAUUUAUUGUUUUUUCUGUUAAUGAGUGUGAAUCUGACUUCUAGCAUCAAGAGACAUCUCAAUCAAGGGGCAUGAUUUUACAAUUCUUGCUAGCCUUAAUGUGAACUGUUUAAGGUUUUUUAUCAUCUCUUGUUGGGUGAGAUUACAACAUUUUUAUUAAAUUAAUCUUAAAUGACAUCAUAAA